Molecule: messenger RNA, 1341 nt
Organism: Rhizophagus irregularis DAOM 181602=DAOM 197198
Lineage: Eukaryota; Fungi; Glomeromycota; Glomeromycetes; Glomerales; Glomeraceae
Biological process (GO): amino acid transmembrane transport
Cellular component (GO): vacuolar membrane
Molecular function (GO): L-amino acid transmembrane transporter activity
Source: RefSeq, a predicted model, not a curated record
AUGGCCGAAGAACAUGACUCGUUUUAUAGUGAUUCAAUUUAUUCAACCCGGUCAAGCUCUGACUCAGAAGCUCCAUUGUUAGGCGAUGAAGAGCUUCUUGUUUAUGAAUUGCAAAAUAAAGACAGACCUAAUAAUACCAAAGGGACAAGUUUUGGUGCAUAUAUAAAUAUCACCUGCCUGAUGGCCGGAAUAGGAGUUUUAGGCUUACCUGAGACUCUCAAUAAAGGUGGCUGGAUCGCUUUAGGAAUUAUUAUAGUUUCAAUGUUGAUAGCUCUAUACACAAGUAUCAUCAUCAUCAAGUGCCUUUACCAUAACGGUAAAUCCCGCUUGUCAACAUAUGGGGAAAUAGGGCAAGAUGCUUUUGGAACUUUUGGAAAAUAUUUAGUUGAAUUCUUUCAUAACGUCACUCUUAUUGGUGUUUCAGUAUUGUACUUCAUCCUUGCUGCGGAAAAUCUUAACGAAUUGGCGAGUCAUCAUUAUGAUACCGAUUUGGGAAUCAAAAUUUGGACAUGUAUUUGUGCAGCCUUUGUUAGUGUUCCUUUCAUUUUUGCAAAAACACUAAAAGAGGUUGCGAUCAUAAGUAUAUUUGGCGCAUUUGCGACUUUAUUUUGUAUUAUUGCUAUCGUGAUUCUUUCAUUUGAGCAUUGGCGCGAUUCUACAGAUCCACCAUCCUAUAAAAUAUUAGAUUUGUCGGGAAUUCCAACCUCUUUAGCUACUAUUUCGUUUUCCUAUGGAGGAAAUAACGUUUUUCCGCAUAUCGAAGAAAGUAUGCAAAAGCCGCGUCAUUGGAAUAGGGUUGUUACUGCAGCAAUAUGUACAUGUGCAAUCAUGUAUUUCCUGGUUGCAUUCUUUGGGUAUUUAGCCUAUGGCGAUACAACAGUAAACCCAAUUUUGAAAGUUUUGCCUGAAGGACUUCUUUUAACAUCCGCAUCCAUUUUAAUUGUUAUUCACGUGCUUUUUACAAUACCUAUUCUUAUGACAUCUUUUGCGAUGGAGGCUGAGAAAUUCUUAAAUAUUACACGCGAACAUCACUCAAAAAUAGUUGAAUUUUUAUUACGCACCGUAUUUCGUUUAUUUUUGAUUUUACUAUCCGUUGGAAUUGCUAUACUCGUACCUUGCUUUGGCGAUAUCAUGGCCUUAUUGGGCGCGUUGACAACUUGUCUUUUUGUAUUUGUGUUGCCUGUGUUAUUUUACCUAAAAUUGUUUGGCUGGGAGAGAAUGUCGUAUUUGACGUUGAUAUGGAACGUAUUUGUUAUAAUUGUGGGGUUAAUUGGGUUUGUAAUCGGUAGCAUUAGUGCUUUAAAUAAUUUAUUUGAGGAUUUUAUUGUUACUAAGAAGUAG